AAUCUAAAUAUAUUACUUCUCAGUUUUGGUAAAAUACUUUUGUUGUAAUUAUUCGAUAAGGCCUUGAAUCAGACCAUCACUGCAAUAAAAAAAAAGUAAACAAUUUAUAUAAGAGAGGAUAAAACUGAACCCACUAAAAAUGUGGGAUAAUAUAAUAGAUUAUUUGAAGGAUCCUCUAUUAGUAGUUAAAGUACAGAACUUUUUUGGUGUCAUCUAUAAAAAGAACAAUUCAAGUGACGAAACAAGUAUCAUACAUUCAGAUAGGCAUAAUACUGAAAAUGAUAGUGCAAGGCAGCAUAAGAGAAUCCCCAGUGAUAUAUCGGGGACAUCACAGUCUUCUUGUGAGACGGAUACAUCAUCAGAAUAUCAAGAGGAGGUGGAAUGCUUGAUUAAUAACAAAUUCUGGUACUACUUAUUUGUAUUAGGAACUGCACUGGGUGAUGAAAUAUUUUAUGCAACAUUUAUACCAUUUUGGUUUUGGAAUAUUGAUGGUGCUGUUGGAAGAAGAGUUGUUUUAGUGUGGACUAUAGUUAUGUAUAUAGGUCAAGGCUUCAAAGAUAUAAUAAGAUGGCCUCGGCCCGGCUAUCCAGUUAAGAAGUUGCAGGAUAAGUGGGCGAUAGAGUAUGGUAUGCCCUCAACCCACGCUAUGGUCGGCGUGUCCAUACCAUUUUCAGUCUUAUUUUAUACAAUGAAUAGGUACCAGUAUCCUGUGCACUGGGGAAUCAUAAUAGCAGUGUCGUGGUGUACAUUGAUAUGUGUUAGCAGAGUUUAUCUCGGGAUGCAUAGCAUUCUGGAUAUAGCAGCAGGUCUGUUGUUGUCAUCAGCAUUGUUGUUAGUCUUGAUUCCUGUAGUGGACCAACUGGAUGGGUUUUUGCUCACUUCUCAAUGGUCACCUCUACUAGUCAUCACCAUCUCUAUUCUUGUCAUUGUAUAUCAUCCACAAUCUGAUAAGUGGACGCCCACAAGGGGCGACACGACGAUGAUAGUGAGCGUGUGCGCCGGCAUCCUGACGGGCUCGUGGACCAACUACCAGCUGGGCAACAUGUCGGCCAGCCCGCUGGCGCCGCCCUACGCGGUGGAGUGGCCGAGCGUGGAGAUGUGGGGCUGCACGCUGCUGCGCACCACGCUGGGCUUCUGCGGCGUGCUGGCCACGCGCGCGCUGGCCAAGUCCGUGUCGUUCGCGCUGGCGUGCGCGCUGCUCGGCGCCGACCGCCGCGCCAUGCGCGCCGCCGCGCCCAGCCUCCACGACACCAACACCAUCAUCGUCGAGCACUCCUACAAGUACAUCACGUACGGCCUCAUCGGCUUCAACACCACCUACGUGCUGCCGACCGUCUUCGAUCUGCUCUUCAUAAACAGGCCGACCUACUACACGGAGAUUUAGUCGCGUCCGAACCUCGUCGUGGGAGAGUGUAUUUAUUAAACGAUUCGAAAUUAUUAUUUUGUAGCUUGUAAAGAGAGUUGAACUUACAGGAUUUGUUGAAUUUAAAUAUUUACGCCUUCUUCGAUAUAAUUUUACUAGAUCAUUCCAAAUAUAUAGAUAGAUAGUUGAUAAUUUUAUAAAUUGUAAUAUAAUACAAAUUCGUAAUGUAUGUAUGUAUGGUCGAUAUACAAAAUAUGUAAAUAGAUUAUUAGAACUUACUCUUAUAACUGUUUUUCUAAGCUUGUAUUAUAAUUGCGUAUUUUUUAUUUUUUUCCUUAUUAAUGUAAUGUCUGUUUAUUUUUUUCUUGUCAACAAUUAUCCAAGAACCGCCAUCUAUUGUACGCCGAUGGUACUAUAAUAGAAACCAUCACUCUAGCGCUGUGAGUGCAUAGAACGAAACGAUGCGUGCACGGAUGGAAUACGAAUAAAUACAAGCAUAAAUUUUUAUAUAUGAGAAUAAUUUAUGUUCAUAAUUUAACAUUAUGACGUCACAAAGUAAUCUCGUAUUUCUUUUUAAUUUAUAUUCGUUUUAAAUAUAUUGUCAGCUACAUACUCAUUGUAUGUGAUUAAUUAAAGUUUGCGUCCAUGGUUAUAAUUAUUAUUAAUAAUGCACUAUUAAAUUCAAAUAAAAAAUGAUAAUUGUUCUUAUAAACUCUCUUAUAUUCUUGAAGCAAAAGUUUUAUUCUCAAGUAGUCCUUGGUAUUCACCGAGAAAUAGAUAAUCAUUAUUAAAUUAUUUAAUAAAACGGAACAUAAAUAACAAUUAUUUAACAGUAAAUUACCAAAAGCCAUUCUAGUUAGUUACUUGUUAUAAUAUCCUUAUUUUUUUAUGAUUUUCCUCCUGAAGUGCAUCGGUGCCAGAUCAAAUUAAUUACUACAAAACAUAAACCUUAAUUAACAUCACCACACGAACAGAUCAAAUUGAAACUAUAAAUAAAGUUGUUAAUUUAGAAAUUGUUAUUUUUUAUAUGAAUAAGAUUUGAAAAGAUUCGUAAUAUUAUCUGUACUCGAUUUUUUUCAUGCAUUUUCAAAAGCAUUUCAUAUUCACAUGUUUGUUGUUGAAUAUCAUUGUUUUAAAAAUCUUUUUUUUUUUUAAUAAAUAAAAAUGAUCACACUAAAAAUCGCUACCGCAUUCUAUUUAAACAAACUAUGAUUACAAUUUAAAUUUUUUAUCAUCAGUGGCGUAACUAAAGUUUUCGAGCACUAAGAACAAAAAAAAGUGUCCACCAUUUUGCCUUUUAGAACUUAAGUACGAUCGUUUUCUUCGUUGUAAUCGUAAAAUGUAAUAUAUUUUUGAUACAUUAAAAUCUUACAUUGUUAUAUAAAUGAUAAAAUAAAUACGUUAACAUUUAUUAUGUCAUAUUACAUAUGUACACGAAUCCUACAUUUAUUAACAUAGUUUUUAUAAGGAAAAUUUUAACAUGUAUGGUUAUAGAUUAAAAAAAAUAUCACAAUAAUUUAAUCAAUGCACGUUACAAAUAAUAUAAUUUAUAUUACAGACUUACAUAGGAUCUUUGAAUUACUAAUCAUAAAUAUUUAUGAAAAUUUGCAUGAAAAGAUACUUGUAAUUGGGAAAUUAAGCUUAGAACAAAUAUGAUGGUAAUAAUAAUAUAUGUUUUGAAUUGACUUUGUAUAUAAGCUGUUACUAAUUAAUUUAUUAUACGCACAGAGCACCGCAGUGUCGUGAACUCCAGUGAUAACUUACGAUAAGGCUACUGCCAUACAAUACCGUUGCACAGAUGUAUAUUAAAAUAUUUUUAUAACGAU
Vanessa tameamea is the source of this 3189-nucleotide messenger RNA. Its product is annotated as sphingosine-1-phosphate phosphatase 1-like. Lineage: Eukaryota; Metazoa; Arthropoda; Insecta; Lepidoptera; Nymphalidae. Gene Ontology annotation, biological process: sphingosine metabolic process. The transcript is spliced from 4 exons. Gene Ontology annotation, molecular function: sphingosine-1-phosphate phosphatase activity. The record is from RefSeq and is a predicted model, not a curated record. Gene Ontology annotation, cellular component: endoplasmic reticulum membrane. Bases 140 to 1384 code for a protein of 414 amino acids.